Messenger RNA from Talpa occidentalis (Iberian mole), 3538 nucleotides. RefSeq names its product transmembrane protein 231 (gene TMEM231). Gene Ontology annotation, biological process: regulation of protein localization; cilium assembly. The transcript has 7 exons. NCBI's taxonomy places the organism in Eukaryota, Metazoa, Chordata, Mammalia, Eulipotyphla, Talpidae. The record is from RefSeq and is a predicted model, not a curated record. The coding region runs from base 520 to 1338 and encodes 272 amino acids. Gene Ontology annotation, cellular component: ciliary membrane; ciliary transition zone.
AUAGUCUUCUGUCAGUGUGGGGCUGCGUUCACAGCCUGGGCUCUGUGUAUGUCACCUGCUUGAGCACAUGCCUUGAGGUUCUCCAGUGAUGUCAUUGCUUUCUUCCUAGUAGAGUCAUCAGAGCAGUGUAUUCUGGAUCAGAUGUUUAUAAGCUGGUGAACAGGUAACAAGACUAUUCACUUAAUUAGGCACGUGGAUCCCUGCCACAUGCUUCUGAUUCUGAUACAUCUCAAAAGACUGUAUAUUUGAACACUGUCUUUAAUCACUUCCUACCGUUGAAAUUCCUGAUUGAUGCUUCAUUCUAAAAGUAUUCUUGUUAUUUUAAGAUUGUGUGUCAGCAACCAGAACAACUUCUUGUUUGUUUGUUUGCAAUGAAGUAAAAAGUCCUUUGAAUUUCAUCCCUACAAAUUAUUGUUGCUUAUAGGAGCACUGUUCUAGGUGUUGGGGAAGAGGAGUGAGUAGAACAGACAACAGCUCUGCUCUCAUGGAGUUCGCAGUCUAGUGGAACGGGACAAAAAUAUGUCAGGGUUCUGGCUGAAGCGGAGCAGCUACGAGGAGCAGCCGACCGUGCGCUUCCAGCACCAGGUGCUGCUGGUGGCCCUGCUGGCACCCGAGGACCGCGGCUACCUGGCCUGGAGCACGUUCCCCGCUUUCAACCGGCUGCAGGGGCGUCGCCUGCGCAUCCCUCUCAUUUCGACCAGAGAAGAAGACAAGAACCAGGAUGGUAAAAUGGACCUGUUACAUUUUCACCUGGAGCUUCCCCUGCAGUCCAGAGAGCACGUGGUUGGUGUACAGCUCAUCCUGACCUUCUCCUACCAGCUGCACAGGAUGUCGACGUUCGUGAUGCAGACCAUGGCGUUCCUGCAGUCUUCCUUUGCUGUCCCCGGCUCCCAGUUAUAUGUGAACGGAGACCUGCGGCUGCAGCAGAAGCAGCCCCUGAGCUACCGUGGCCUAGACGUCCGAUACAACGUGUCUGUAAUCAAUGGAACCAGCCCCUUUGCCUCUGACUACGACCUCACCCGCAUCGUGGCUGCCUACCAGGAAAGGAACGUGACCACCAUUCUGACUGACCCCAACCCCAUCUGGCUGGUUGGAAGGGCAGCCGAAGCUCCAUUUGUGAUUAAUGCUGUUAUUCGAUACCCUGUGGAAGUCAUUUCUUAUCGACCAGGGUUCUGGGAAAUGAUAAAGUUUGCCUGGAUCCAGUACAUCAGUAUCCUGCUUAUCUUCCUCUGGCUGUUUGAAAGAAUCAAAAGAUUUGUGUUUCAAAAUCAGGUGGUGACCACAAUCCCUGUACCAGCAGCGCCCCGUGGACAACUGUAUAAGGAGCACUAUUCAUGAAAAAGCCAUUUCUGAAAGGCUUCAGCUGGACCUGGACCCUGGCUACCUCAUUGCUGUCUUCUGAGAACUGCCAUCUUAGGACAUUUUGGAAAAGAGCCCACAGACAUGUGGGUGGCUGUGCUUUUCCUAUGAGAGACAAAGAACAAGUUUUUCUAAUUUUUUCUCUACACAAAUUCUGUAUCUUCUAAGCAUGUACCAAAUCAUCAGGGACCGGUUGGUGGAAAGGUCUGCGGGUUCCUGAAGGCUAUAAUUUGCUUUUUUUUCUUUUGCCUUAGACUUGAAUUUCUGGAGAAAACUACAGCAGUCAGUUCCGACAUCUUGGAUAAGGUUCCUUUCUCUGGUCAAGCAAAGUCCUUUCCUCUCUUGAAUUAAGAAGCAUGCUUUAUAUUUCUUCCACCUAAUGUGAAACCCUUUUGCGCUUUUCAGCGCUCUGUAGGAUAGAUAAACAGCUAGCACUUUCCACCCCUGGGCAUUUAACUUUUCUAAACAGAACUUUGAUUUCCAGAACGGAGAGGCCUUUGCCUGAAGAACUGGAGAGAGAGUGUGCUCACGAGCACAUGCUUGUUUCGCUAGUGUAGUGGUUAUCACGUUCGCCUCACAAGAGCGCGUGCACGCAGUACGUGAGGCUGGGCAACCUGAGGACACCAGGACCAUCCACCUGCCCUCAGUCUAACAGACAGUCAUCUGUCACCCGCUCCGCUGAACAGCCCUUUAUCCCUGCCCGGCUGUGGCUGGCUCCUUGCCCUGCCUUUUGCCCUCUGUCUGUGCCCCUGGAAUCGCGGGCUGAAGUCAGAGUGCUGUUUCAUUCACAGUCCCCUCCGCAACAGUGGGGGGAGUGAGGCUUACAACAACAGGUUCUUUCUCUCUGGCCCUUGCCCAACAGCCUGGACACUUGCCACUCCUCCUCCUUGACAGCCCUUCCCCUUCCUGGAAAGGAUGUGGGUGACAGAGGAGCUGUUGUUGGUAUUGGCACCCAUAGCCCGACAACCACAGGGUUGAUCAGGAGUGCUCGCAGGAAGCCCAGCUACUGUAUGUCCCCUGACUGAGGACAGGGCACCUAUCAGCGGGCAGCUUUGGGGGGGACACAAAGGGAGCAGGGAAGAGGACACCACUCCGACCUGCCCACUCCAAGCUGGCCAUUAGCAGAAUGACCAGAAUUCCACCAGAUUACCCUUGAGGCUAGUAUGUAUCUGCAGGAGAAGAGACUUCUGGAAACAGGUCUAUUGCAUGAGGAAGACAGACCCUCCCUUCUUAUCCUGAGCACAUACCUUGGAUUCGCUCUGUGAUCUUAAGAUGUCAUUGAAACUGGAAGGACAUGUCUGCUGUGAUCCGUGCUUCGUGCCCACCCACAAACACAUUCCUCAGCGUGCACCUCAGUUUACCUUGGACAAUCAGUUCUUAUUUCCAACUUUUUCUGGUUGAACAAAAGAGUUUUGGAAUCCAAGCUAUUUUGAAAUAUUUCGGCACAAACAUUCCCCAACACUGGCCUAUCGGCCUUUUCUUUUAACAUUUAGAGCUGCUUAUAUGCCUAAUCUUUUUUCCUGCGAUUUAAAUGAAAAACGGUUUCUGGUUUUAGUUACAAAAAAGUAUGAUGUAUAUAGACAUCACAUUUUGUUACAUUAUCUCCAUGCAGAAUUUGUGUAAAGAACCAUGGUGUUUUGUAACUUUCUAAUUAAAAUGUUCAAAAUGGAAGGUUCCAUAAGGUUUUCUAGAGGGAAAGGGUUUAGCACCAGGAAGAAUGGCAAUGGCAGGGGUUGUAUUCCGACUUACUCACCAGCAGGCUUGCUUUGCCAGGCUCUACCCGGAGACCGUGGAGCUUUUGUUAGCUCCUUGGCCAAAGUCCCUGGUCUAACCCCAAGUAAAUGUGAGUUUGCAGUGGAAUCCACAUGGCAUGUGGAAAUCACAGGCUGGAAAAUUACAACUGCGUCUGGUAAAUAUCAAAUUAUUUGCAGGUCAGAUGUUGGUAACUGCUGAAUCUGAACCUCACCGUAUAGUUGCAGGAGAAUAAAAAGGUAAGCUCUGUGUAAGAGUUGGUCAACAGAGCUGUAAACUAUAGCUAAGGCAGGGUUUAAGACAAAUACUCUUAUUUGUCUUUGAUAUUUUGGCUGGGGUGGGGAGAAUCCCUCAUUUUGCUAGUUGAUUAUCCAGUCCUAUUUGGGUCAGGUGAGACUGCUAAACCUGUACUUAUCUUUCUCUUUUG